CGGCGCAAAGUUAGAGACGUAGUCCGGGUGCUGUCUGUAUUGUACACCGCAAACCCACAGCAACUGUUUUAAAACACAUUUUCCCCAUCCUAGUCCAGGUGGCAACACUGACGGUUCAAGAUGUCGGUCGCAGGAUUUAAGAAGCAAUUUUACAAAGCAAGUCAGAUGGUGAGUGAGAAAGUUGGAGGUGCAGAGGGAACCAAACUAGAUGAAGACUUCAAGGACCUCGAGAGGAGAGCAGAUGUGACCAGCAAAGCAGUGGUGGAUGUCAUUAAUAAAACAUCAGAGUACCUCCAGCCCAAUCCGGCAUCAAGGGCUAAGCUUUCCAUGCUCAACACAGUGUCCAAAAUCCGUGGGCAGGUGAAGAGUCCAGGCUACCCCCAGCCUGAGGGCCUCCUGGGAGAGUGCAUGACAAAGUAUGGACGGGAUAUGGGCGAGGACACCAACUUUGGUGGGGCUCUAGUAGACUUUGGUGAGUCAAUGAAGAGAAUGGCCGAGGUCAAGGACUCUCUGGAUAUUGAUGUGAAGCAGAACUUUAUUGAUCCACUGCAAGCAGUUGCUGAGAAGGAUAUCAAAGACAUUCAGCACCACCUGAAGAAGCUUGAGGGCCGCCGUCUGGACUAUGAUUAUAAAAAGAAACGUCAAGGUAAAAUCCAAGAGGAAGAGAUCAGGCAGGCCCUGGAGAAGUUCCAUGAGUCCAAAGAACUGGCUGAAAGCUCCAUGCACAACCUGCUGGAAACAGAUGUGGAGCAGGUGAGUCAGCUGUCUUCUUUUGUGGAGUCUCUGGUGCAGUACCACAGACAGGCCUUGCAGGUCCUGGAGGAUCUCUCUGACAAACUGAGACAAAGGGUGACUGACGCUCAGUCUCGUCCAAGGCGCGAAUACACACCGAAACCCCGACCAGCCUUCGACUAUGGGGAGGAAGAAAAUUCUAAUGGAGGAUACUCCGUAGCUGCAGGGAGCCCCCCAGCUUAUUCUCCCGCCCCAGCACAAAAUCCAGCUCCAUUCUUCCAAAGAGCCUCCAUCAAGAGCAGACGGCCUGAGCCAUGUUGUAAAGCCCUGUAUGACUUUGAGCCUGAGAACGAGGGAGAGCUGGGCUUCCACGAGGGCGACAUCAUCACCUUGAUCAGUCAAAUCGAUGAGAACUGGUUUGAGGGAACUCUUCGUGGCAAAUCAGGAUACUUCCCCAACAACUAUGUUGAAAUGGUGGUGCCACUGCAACACUGAAAACAGCCAGGCAAGAGGGGGCAGCAGGAUGGAGAGGAUGAAAAGUGGGGGAUGAUGGAGGAUUAUCAGCUCUCAGUAAUCAAAAUAUAUCUUUUCUUUAUUGUAACUUAAGGGUAGCCGUCUCAAGACAGGGACCUAUUUUUUGUAUCUUGAGUAAAUAGCUUUUUUCCAAAUUCAGUUAGAUUUUGUUAAGAUUUAAUGAAUGUUUUUAAAAGUGGAAGGAAAGUUCAAUCAGAAAAUAGGCAGCAUACUGUUUGGGCGCAUUUACCAUAUCCUGUGUCCUUACAUGCAUUCUCUAUGCACCUAUGCACUUUGUACACUACACCUCCAUCACCAGGACUGAUGAAGAAAGACCAAGAGAGAAUGACAUCUGUAAUGACAUGUCCAGCAGUAGCAACAAACACUAAGAAGUGUAACUCCUUCAUUCUAAUAUUCCUAACCUAUUUUCUAUUCACAAGAGAACAUGUAUUGUAUUGUUGAUAUUGGUACGACACACAAGCAUGUGUACACAUGCUUUCUUCUAAGGGCUGUUUUCUACACUCCCAGUUCUCACUCCUGUGCCUUUGGGCUUUAAGUACUGUUGUCGAUGCAGACUAGUUAGUCAACAUGGAGGACUGGCUGUCUUUUAUCGAGGUGUGAGACUAUCCUCCACUGCCACCUGGUGGUACUUGAGAUCAUUCUUAGCUAUCGGUUUGAGUGGCACUGUCACGUGGCCUCUGUUAUGUCUUUACCAAAUCCCUGUUGUGUGGCGCGUCUUAUGUUUUAGUGUGGAGAAACUGUGAGGUAGUUUUAUGAACAUUAGGUAAGUUUUGUUUAGAUGAGAAAAUCUGUUAAAUAGUUGAUGUCUAAAGAGCUGGAAGGCAUCCAUAAAUAUGCUUAGUUUUAUUACCUUUAUCACACAAAUUGUUGCACAGUUGUCUCUUCUCUUAGAGCUGAUGCCAAAGAAAGGUUGCACUAAUUCCUGAUCCUCACAAUGCUGUAGUAUUUGAGAUGAUUGCAUGCAAACAUAUUCUUAUUUACUUCACAUUUUAGAGAAGAAAAGCAGAAAUUUGUUUCCAUCACAGUGCAACCCACAACAAUGUAAAAUGACUCACCCCCAUGCGAAAUACUUUGCAGCAUCAAACCAAAGCCAUAAGUGUACAUCUCUCAGUUCCUCUAUUUUCUCAGGCUCUAUUGAUACUGCUGGCAGUGUCACUCACAAUGAUCUGUGGGCUUUUACCCAACUGUGUGUUAAUGAAUUUUCAGUCUGUGAUUUGUUUUCCCCCCACAGUGCUGGGGUAGGCUUGGCUUUAGUGCUCUACCCAGUAAUCUGGAGCAUGGAAAUUAAUCUGAUGUGUGAUUGGGUGUGUUUGUACCUGCCUCAGUUUUCAGGCUGAAACUGUGCACCGGACCUGACAGAAAUGCAAUCUCCAAACCAUUGUGUACAGCGUUUACUAAUAAUGAGGAAGGGCUGUACACAAUAGCCGGUUUCAGUUUCAAUUAUGCGUCUUACAAGAUGACUAUGAACCGUGAGGGGUUUGUUGCUGUUCACUAAAAUGCCAACUUUCUCCCCUUGUCAUGAUCCCCUUGUUAGCCCCCUCCCCCAAAUUCAUCCCUCCCAUCUCUGUUAAAACUGGGAGUGGAACAGACAGGUCUUUUGAGGAGGGAAGGGUGCACAGCAGUCUAUUAUGCCCUCCCUCCCCCACUGGUCUUUAUUCACCACCUGCCCCUGUACCCCUACCCCCUUUCUCAUUUUCUGCCCCAUCCCAAUCCCAUGGUGCCUCUGGAGCUCCAGGUCCAUCCCUGGAAUAAUCUCCUCGUUGUUAUCAUAGCAUGUGCCUCUUAAGUGUUGUGUUUGCAUGUUAUUCAUGUUAUGUAUUGGGGUCAGGGGUUUUGGCUGUGCACAGUAAUAACCGUGGUUCAGGUGUGGGUUUACAUGCCUCAUUACACUAAAUCAAAAGCACAGAAUUCAAGGGGGGUUAGGAGGGUCAGGGGUUCAGAUUGAGCUAUUAUGGAUCUUGCAUUAUAUUGAUGAUGAAUAAUGUUGUGGAACAAAGGACUGAGAUCAAUUUAUUUGUGUGCCACUGCGGUUACAGCUCCGAAUGCUGCGACUGACAUUGAUUGCAACACUACAUUCUGUGAUGUCUCCUAUUGCAUCCACACCUAUACCUGUCUCCACUUUGCAAUAUUAAUGAAGUAUUAUCAGUUGUUAAAGCUUUAUUUUAUUAUGCCCAAUGUUAAUGGAAUUUUCUGUGUUAAAAUGUAACCGCUUUGCAUGUGUCUUCAUUACAGUUCUUGUGUCUUCCACAAUGCCUUAUUUUUGUAACUGUGACACUGUGGGGAGACUAAAAGUGGGAUUAUCCUGGAUUAUCUUUAGGGAUAUGUGGAUUACCUCUGUACUAAAUGUAGUCUGUGUAUUGUAGCUAUAUUUUUGUUACCAUGUAAAGGGGAAUGGAUACUGUUUGUUUGCUUCUUCAAAUAAAUAUUAGGUAAUUUGAUUCUCAGUGUGUCCUUACUGACAAUUACAAGCCUGCAAUUGUAUUAGUCGGUUUUAAAUGUAUAGAA
This is a messenger RNA of Chelmon rostratus (copperband butterflyfish), 3771 nucleotides long. RefSeq names its product endophilin-A2-like. Bases 121 to 1227 code for a protein of 368 amino acids. Gene Ontology annotation, cellular component: presynapse; cytoplasm; glutamatergic synapse. Lineage: Eukaryota; Metazoa; Chordata; Actinopteri; Chaetodontiformes; Chaetodontidae. The transcript is spliced from 9 exons. Gene Ontology annotation, molecular function: protein binding. Gene Ontology annotation, biological process: synaptic vesicle uncoating. The record is from RefSeq and is a predicted model, not a curated record.